AUGAGGUUAAUAUGUUUCUGGUGUUUUCUGAUGGCUGCGGUUGUGAGAGCACAAAACGAUCCAUACUACGCACCACAGACUUUUAAGGGUCCAAAUUUCCCACAGCGUGAGUUGUUUUCUCCGGCAAGAAAUGAUGUUUCGUCACAGAGUACCACAGUCACGGAGCCGUGGAGACAUCCUGCGCCUGUCAAUGAGGGUUGGAGAGAUCACAACUCCGGCCCUGGUAAUAUAAUACCCAAGUCCGAGCCAUGGCGACAGCCGUACGGACUGAGCAAGCAGCAGCAGGCAUCUAUUUUACACCACAAGCAGUCACUUACUUCAGAUGGAGCUUUCCGUUUUGAGUACGCGUCCGACAAUGGCUUGGCAGCAGGAGAGCAGAUAGAGCCUGAUGGCAGCAGGGUGGGAGCGUACCAAUACAAAGACCCAAAUGGACAGAUCGUCAAACUGAAGUAUAGAGCCGGCAAAGAUGGGUUCCAGAUAUUGGAAGGCAGUCACUUACCGAAGAGUCCAGAACCUGUGGCCCCAGUGAAACCAGACGAUUACCACAAUGUUCAAGCGUACAACCAACAGAGGCACCAGUACGAGCUUCAGCAACAGUAUAACCAACAAAGGCCAGCUGGCCAGGUGCAGACCUGGGGACAUAAUCAGGAUUCCGAGGACAACCAAAGGCCAGCUGGUAAUCAGUACUUCAUCAAUAACUGGAGACCGCAGCCGGGUCAAAAUGAUGGACAGUAUCGUGACAAUGAAGUGGAUCCGAACAAACCUCACAACUUUGGAGAGGGCUACGCUUUCGCCUUCAAAGGAUAA
Molecule: messenger RNA, 807 nt
Organism: Arctia plantaginis
Lineage: Eukaryota; Metazoa; Arthropoda; Insecta; Lepidoptera; Erebidae
Source: the annotation of a GenBank genome assembly